UUUGCAAUACACCAUCAGCUUGUCACUUUGUGACUUUACCAAGAGACAACAUUGAUGAGCGUUUUCUCCCUGCCAUUAAUACUAUAUUGCAUUGAUUUCCUUGUUUAAAUCACUAUUUUAUAUUUUAACUCGUGAUUCGGUAAUUGGGAGAGGAAUCCAGGGUUGACCUGAGGAUGGAUUCUCCUGGAUGUUUUAUGGCUGCCCUGAGGGCUACCUUUGCCAGCAUCAGGCGCAGGAUCCAAGAAAGAGGAGUGAGGCAAAGACAGAGAAACUACCGAGUUAGUAAGAUCCAGACUAUUGAAAAGGUGGAGCAGAAGAGAGACAGGAGAUUGAAUAAGAGAGUGACACCAGAAGUGCUCCAGCCUAGCGCUCACACCCCAAAGAGAGACCCGAGAAGAGCCCGACUUGUGGCCUCGGGAUGGAGACCAAGGCAGGAAAAUGGAGAGGCGUUGAAGAGCCAAGCUCAGGAGAAAAUGGACGCCACUCUCCAGGCUUUUCAGGGGAGACGCAAGCCACUGAGGGUCCAGAGAAGAGCACCACAGGUGCAGGUCAAGAACCGUGGAGACACAAAUGUCAAUCCCCUGAGUUGCAUAGCCCUGGCUGUUAAAAAGGCCUGUAGCCAGAGAUGGCAGGACGUGGUCCUGGAAGGCAUACUAGUCAGCCAGGACAACAUCGGGAAGAGCUGUGUACCCCUAAAUGGAAAGAAGGCCUGUAGCCAGAGAUGGCAAGCCAUGGUCUUGGAAAACCUGAGGCUGACUGGACAAGAGGAACUUCCUGUCCCUCUGGAUACCAGCACUGACUCCACCAGCAGUGUUCUAGGUGAAGGCGGAAAUGAUCACCAAACGGAGGAAGUGAAAGCUGAAGACCAGGAGCAGCCAGGGGCCCGUGGGGGGGAUUUGCUUGACCAAGCGGAGACGCACAGGGACACCUUCAGCCCCAGGUGGCUGGAGCCGAUCUGGCUGGGUCCGGAGUGGGCCAAGAGAAAGAUGCCUCUCUUCAGCGCUGUGGGCCAAUGAACGACAGCACCAGUGAUGUACUCCAGCUACGAGGACAUGGGAUAUAAUGGACAGCUACAGUAUUUCCAUACACAACACUGGACAACUGCAGUGAAGGAGGCUACUGCUUCUUCUAUUCCAAUUUCACUUUCUUUUAAAUUUUGAUAUUGAAUAAAAACGGUGUGUGGAAUGAA
Messenger RNA from Alosa sapidissima (American shad), 1189 nucleotides. RefSeq lists its product as uncharacterized. Lineage: Eukaryota; Metazoa; Chordata; Actinopteri; Clupeiformes; Clupeidae. The coding region runs from base 174 to 1016 and encodes 280 amino acids. The transcript is spliced from 6 exons. The record is from RefSeq and is a predicted model, not a curated record.